Messenger RNA from Ambispora leptoticha, 954 nucleotides. NCBI's taxonomy places the organism in Eukaryota, Fungi, Glomeromycota, Glomeromycetes, Archaeosporales, Ambisporaceae. The record is from the annotation of a GenBank genome assembly.
AUGGGAAACCAACAAUCAAAAAAAUCAAAACGGCGUUACUUCAAACCACCCGUCAAAGAAAUUUCUAGCAUAAGUAGUGAUGAACAUCUAUCAAGUCGAACGGAUUCAGCAACAUUUCGAUACGUGGGCGGCCGAAAAUUCUAUCGAGAUCUUCCUAGUGUACUCCCGGCUGACGAGAGUGAAUUGGAGAGAAACGAGAAAAAACAAAUCAUAGCAAGACUUGCAUGGCAAGGGAAUUUCUCCUCACCAAUCGAAGGUUAUUUAAAAGCUGGUGGAUUAAAAAUAUUGGACGUUGGAUGUGGUUCAGGAACAUGGAUAAUCGAAAUGGCCAAAGCAUAUCCAUUAUGCACAUUCACAGGUGUUGAUAUUGAUAUCACUUCAAGUUAUUCAAGAGAGCUGCCAGAUAAUGUUGAAUUCAUAGAAGCCAAUCUCCUUAACGGGAUACCAAUUAAAAGCGGUGAAUUUGAUUUUGUGGUUAUGCAUUUUUUAAGUGGUUGUUUCACGAUGCGACAAUUGGAAUCAAUAAUCAUUCAAGAAGUUGCCCGUGUUAUGAAACCUGGCGCAUGGCUUGAAUGGAUGGAGAAUGAUCCGGAUCUAAAAAAUCAAGGAGAAAUUACAAAAAAAUUAUUACAAGCUUUCUUGUCGGGAGUAAAGUCGAAAGGUAUAAAUUCGUGGAUUACCGUUGAAAUUCCAAAGAUUUUGACUAAAAGCGGAAUAUUUGACAAUAUAAGGGUCGGAAAACGACCAGCUACAUAUAGUUCUGCUGGUGGAAUAGGUGGCGAAUUGUAUAAAGAGAUUUUUGUCGAAGUAUUUCAAGCUUUAAAAAAGCAUACCAUGGAAUUUAUGAGUGUCACAUCUAACGAAUAUGAUCAACUACUCGACAGAGUAAUCGAAGAGUUCGAACAAUAUCAAACAAGCAACGAUAUUCAUCGGUUUUGUGCGCAAAGAAAAUAA